AUGUCUGCAUCUUUCAAGGGCUCCAAUAGCUCCAAAUUCCAGGUCUCCGAGUUCAUUCUGAUGGGAUUCCCAGGCAUUCACAGCUGGCAGCAUUGGCUCUCCUUGCCUUUGGCACUGUUCUAUCUCUCCACAAUUGGUGCAAACAUCCUCAUCCUCACUACCAUCUACCAGGACCCUUCUCUGAAGCAGCCUAUGUACCUUUUCCUGAGCAUCCUUUCUGUGGUGUAUAUGGGUCUGGCCACCACCAUUGUGCCUAAGAUCCUGGCCAUCUUUUGGUUUGAUGCCAAGGCCAUUAGUCUCCCAGAGUGCUUUGUUCAGAUUUAUGCCAUUCACUGUUUUCUAGGCAUGGAGUCUGUUGUCUUCCUCUGCAUGGCUUUUGAUAGAUAUGUAACUAUUUGUCAUCCUCUUCACUACCCACUGAUUGUCACCAAUUCCUUCAUCACCAAAGCUACCCUGUUUAUGGUGCUUAGAAAUGGCUUGUUUGUCAUUCCAGUGCCUGUACUUGUAGCUCAGUGUCAUUACUGUUCCAGGAAUGAAAAUGAACAUUGUCUGUGUUCUAAUCUUGAGGUCACAAGCCUGGCUUGUGAUGAUAGGAGGCCCAGUAGUAUUUGUCAAUUGGUUGUGCCAUGGCUUGGAAUGGGGAGUGAUCUAAGUCUUAUUAUACUGUCCCAUACCCUGAUUCUGCGCUCCAUCUUUAGGCUGAACUCUGCUGAAGCUGUCUCCAAGGCUCUGAGCACUUGCAGCUCCCAUCUCAUCCUCAUCUUCUUCUUCUACACAGCUGUUGUAGUGGUUUCAGUAACUCACCUGACAGAGACUAAGAAUGCUUUGAUUCCAGUUCUACUCAACGUGCUGCACAACACCAUCCCUCCUUCCCUCAACCCUGUUGUUUAUGCACUUAGAAACAUAGAACUCAGAGAAGGUUUCCAGAAGGUGUUUUGCUUAGGUUUACAAAAGAAGUAA
This is a messenger RNA of Marmota flaviventris (yellow-bellied marmot), 960 nucleotides long. Lineage: Eukaryota; Metazoa; Chordata; Mammalia; Rodentia; Sciuridae. The record is from RefSeq and is a predicted model, not a curated record.